Pocillopora meandrina is the source of this 17816-nucleotide messenger RNA. NCBI's taxonomy places the organism in Eukaryota, Metazoa, Cnidaria, Anthozoa, Scleractinia, Pocilloporidae. The record is from the annotation of a GenBank genome assembly.
AUGGAAUGCUGGAAUGCGGUUGAUGCAGCUUGGCUGUCGAUUAUCACCCUUUUGGUUGCAUUGCAGGUGGGCAAUUUAAUACUAGCUUAAUACUUACUCUAUUCUAAUAACUAGCCAAGUUAUUAACGACGAUAAAUUCAUUUCCGUUUCAAGAAGCGUGCGGCCAUAUCGACGAUAUUGGAAAUAGUCUCUUGGGAGAAGUGAAAUAGCUGAAACUUUAGUAUUGUCACGCGAAAAUUUUGCUUACAUUCCUCACGGCAAAUAUGCAUUGUAAUAUUGCUAACUUCAGCCUGUGGGCUGACCCAACAAGAAAGUUUAGAGGUUAGACAUUUUGCACUUGAGAAUUAGCAUUGUUGUGGUUGAGGUUCGCUGACACAUCAUUUGUCAUUGCUGUUUUAACCACAUGGAAAUUAGAUUCGAUGCGUUUGGAAAUCGUUAGACAAUGCAACGGAAGACGUAAGUGUAAAGCGGCCAAAUGAAACUUCCGGAUUUUCGUUGCCGAUAAUAACUUGAUAUAAGCGCAGAUCUUAUAAUGCUUGAGUAGUCUUACGCUAAAGACCUCACUAAUAGAUUUUUAAAACGUUGAAUCAACAGAAAAGUAAUGUUUUGAUGCCUUUUGACAUUGUGGUAAACUUUGGAAUUUAAACUUCCAGAACUUAAACUUCAGUCCACUAGUUCAACACUUCAGUUACUCUGAAAACAUUUUCUCAAACUUGGCUUGCUAUUGUGAUUAAAUUUCUCUUGUGGAACUAAACUCCUCUGUAUUAGGCACUAAAGUUUUCUUGGCUCCUCUAAAUGGAUCACAGAGGAAAAACCGGCUAUUCUUUCAACUGAACUAUUAAGAAUUUAAAUAAUACUCAACCUAUAUUUUUCAAGGUAGUAAUUUUGAUCAAAUGAUCAUUUUUAAUUCUUUUACAGGGAUUCAGCUUUGCAAUUUAUCAGGCUGGUGCCAGACCAUGUCAUUCAUCAAAUCUACAUGUACUCUUUGUUUAUGCUGUCAUCAACUUCACUGUUGGCUCCAUACUGUGGUAUUUUGUUGGCUAUUCUCUCUCUUUUGGUCCCUCACAAAAUGUAAGGCUUUGCUGAAACCCCUUAACCAACUUCCUGUCUAUUCUAUAUCACAAAUAUCACAAGGAAGCAUCAAUUUUUCUGCAUUUCACAGUCGGAAAUUUUUCUUAAAAUCUCAAAACAGUUCUUAUUUUGUUUUGAAAGUUUCACCUUUCAGCAUUUUAAGUGUCCUGGAAAUAAGUACUGAGAAAACAACUUUUAGGCUUACUGAUAUUAAGUAUUACCAUCCAGUAUUCUGAGAAAAGACCACUGUUAGGUCAUUAGGUGGAAAGUAUCUAGACCUGAUUGUUUUUGGACUAGAGCUGAGUAUUAUGGUUUUAUGAAAACAUUGAGGAAACUCAGGGUUCAGUCCAAUUAAAGCAGUAAGUCACUUUGAAUUUCCCUUAACUGUCUAUUAUAGAUCUCAUUAGUUGAUGAUUUUAUAUAUUGCCGGAAAUUUUAAUAUUCCAAAUAUGUAUAUGAAAGGCCUAUUCCUAUCAUCCAAAGUAGAAAAUGAAGAACAGCUGAUAUAACCCUCUUAGUUUCAUAUUCUUAUUUCUGAAAGCUCCAUUGAGAUGAGGGAAAGUUUGGGUAGCAUGCUUUCUUUCCCCAUCCACUUCUUUUGAAGAAGUAAAAUCAUGAGAGACCUCUGGGGCUCAGAUUUGACAUGUUUGGUAGAGAGGGACAGGGUAUAGACUAAUUUAUAUGGCAAUCAUGGAGGCAAUUCUCAACUGGGAACUGCGAGUCCUUCUUCUACUUUUGAUACAAAAAAAUAGUCAGCUCAAAAGUCAGUUGGCCCAUUUUGCUGCUUAGCAGCUUAUACUAGUUUCAGUAAUCUGUGCUGUAGGAAGAAUUGGUAUGGUUACUUUCCUCCUGAAUGAAAUGCUAACUUAGGGGUAUUCCUCACCCUCCCCUACAGAGUAUCUCAGUUUUCAUUCAUACUCUUUAAUGGAGACGGAAACUUAAAGGGUUGGCCUUAGCCUGUAUACAGAUGUCUCCUACCCUCGCAAAAAAAUAAAAAAGGGAAGUUGCUCUCCAAGAUUUAAUUCUUAGGGAAGGAGGCAGUUGCAUAUGGGUUAGGGUUGCUUAGGAACAUAAUGAAACAACUAGCCAGGGCUUAAAUGCUGACCUUCUUCCCUUAAGUGGAACAUUUUAGUUGCCAUGCCACAGUAUCUUUUCUUCUUCUUUACUGUUCAAAUAAUUUUGCAUAUUUGUUUUUCUAAAAAUGAUCUUAUGUGGGUUGAUGAGGUCUGAAACAAAUAAAUUAUAGCCUGGAUUAUACCAGUUACUGCUAAAGAGGGUUUAUUAUGCCCUGAUUGAGAUGGCAGAUUUGAAUACAAAACCUGGCGUAUGUUUUGUUCUUAUUUAAGCUGUACAGGCCAACCACACCUCAAUUUACUUAAUUACAGUGUUUUCUGCCGUUUUUCUUAAAAUUCUGGUCCUUUUUUCCUUUUUCAGGGCUUAAUUGGAAGCCUUGAUGAUGCAUUCUUUUUGGGUGUGUCUGGUUCCAAGUGUUCUGUUCAUGCUGACUCUGUGCCAGGAAUUCUUUUCGCAAGUUUUGAAAUGAUGCUGGCUGUCAUUGCUCCACUUAUGCUUUUAUCUACUUGGUGAGGGAAAGUUUUCAGUUAUCAAUUUAGCUUGCUUAGUUAGGUGUACUUAUUAAAUUAUAAUUAUGUUAUGCUGUUUUAAGUGUCAUUUGUAACUUUUUUUAGGGUAGAUCAAAUGAACAUUCUUGGAGCAUUGGUAAGAUGUCACUUCUCAGUGAUUAUAAGUUAUGACGUGUUUUUCAAAAGAGAUUGUGUGACAGCGUUUGUAUUAUUCCUACCAUUAAUACUAUUACUAUCAUUAUUGUUAUUAUUAUUCUUAUUAUUAUCAUUAUUAUUAUUGUUAAGUCUGGUUGUAAAUUCAAUCAUGUUGUUGGUUCCUUUUGCCAUGUAAUAGUUGAUUAUCGAGUCUGCAUUGACAGUAAAGAUAGCAAAAGAUAUACUGAUACUUAUUUUUGUAAACAUUGUAGAUUAUUUAUCUCCUUUGGCCAAUAUUUGUUUAUUAUCCUCUUACUCACUGGAUACGUGGAGAAGGAUGGCUCCAUCAGCACUUUGGAAUUGUGGAUCAGUCUGGAAGUUUGACAAUACAUGCCUCCACAGGUAAUCCCUGGAGGGCUUAAUACAUGGAUAGUUAACCGUUUACACCCUAAUAUCAGUAUGCAUAUUCUCUAUUCUUUUCUCCAUAAAUUUCCUAAGGUGCUAAGUAGGAGGAUUUGUUGGACAAUCAAGAGCCUCUUUAGUUGGUGAUUAUCUCAUUUAUUCUUGUGACUCUAAUGUGUGAUUCAGGGAUGAUAUUGUAAUGAGAAAUUAGAUGCUGGUCACUGUUAAGGGUCAAAGGGUUGAUGAAAAAUCUGAUUUUUCUACUUUUGACAGGUUCCUCGGCACUUGUUUUCACUAAGGUCUUUAAUGGGGUUCAUGAAAACCAGACACACAAACAAGACCACAAGAAAGAGCAUGUGCACUUUUUAAAUGUAUACCUUCUAGCUGGGGGUCUGGUUACUUCUCUAGGAUGGUAAGCUUUCUUUUUGAGUUGAUUAUUUUUUAUCAUUUUGAUCAGCUUUGUAAAUUUGGAAUGAAUGUUUUAUUUUCUUAUCAAGACAGGUCUAUCAAUUGACAUGACAAAACUUUUUUGGUGUAAAUUUGGAUGUAGGGCUGUUAUGGGGGGAGGGGCUUGUUUUGGUUUGACUCUGUUAACUUCACUGUAUGUUGGAACUAUUUUUCUUGGCACAGCAUAGCAUGUAAUCAAAUCUCAUGUUAAUUCUACACUUGAACUGGUAGGUGGCUCACUAAUAUUGCCUCCUCCUCCUCCUUCUCCUCCUCCUCCUCCUCCACCUUAGGUGUGAUGCCAGUCCAGUUCAGGUCACUUCCUCCCCCCCCGACAUUUUCUCAGGCUUCUUUGACAGUUCAACAUUGUCCAUUUAUAUUCCUGAGUGGGAAGACACUUUUUGAAAAUAAAGUCACUAAGAGUUUUCUUUGUUGAUUUUUUUGCCAUUGUUACCCCUUGACACCUUAACAUCAGUAUGCAUAUUCUCCAUACUGUUCUGUUUACAUUGCCUAAGGUGCUGACAAGGAGAAUUUGUUAAAAGAUCAAGUGCUUCUUUAGUUGGGGAUUAUUUCCUUUAUUCUUAGGACUUAACUGUUUAAUUCAGGGGUGGUAAUGUAUGGAGAAACUAGAUGCUAGUCACUGUUAACUGUCAAAGGGUUUAUGACUUUUUUGCAUCCAUUUGUUUCAUUAGGUAUUGCACAAAUGUUGGAUCUGUGCAUAAAUUCAAUAGUGCUGCAAUACUUUCAUUGGUUAAUUCUGACCUCUCUGUCUGUGCAUCUUUAUUGAGCUGGUUGAUUGUGAUGUAUCUCACCAAAAGAAAUUACAGGAUGACUGAUCUUUUACAAGGCAUCAUAGUUGGUCUUGUAGGUAAGGUUCUUAAGAAGUGCAGAUCAAUGUCAGUAUUUGAGCAACUACACACCUACCCCUCCCCUGACCCAACCACAGUCAACUGAUAACAAGCUUGGGUUAAUUUUAAGUUAGGGGAGGGGUAGGUGCACACAUUCUUAGAUACUGACAGUGAUCAAUGUUCCACACCCCCCCAUACUUGUAAAAAGGUAAAGUCUGCACUUGAGCAAAGUGACCCAUCCAGCUGAAGUUUAUCAUUCUGUAGUUCCUUUAGCUUGAAGGAACUAGGAAUAUUGUAACUCCCCCCUGAAUGGGAUACUAGUCCAUCACAGGUUACCCAAAGGCAUUUUGUACCCUCUUGAAAUUCAUUUUUUUUUAAAAUUCCAUUCUUUUCUCCAAAAAUAUUGUUUGCCCUUUGAAAGGCACACCCCCUCAAAACUUAAGCUGCCUCUUUGUUCUCAAGGGUUAGUACCUGUUGUUUGGUCUUUUGAUGAGUCAUGAAUUUUUUUUCCUGUUGUUUUUACAGCUUUUUUUCUUGUUGUGUUUUAGGUGUGAGUGCAUCUUCUGGUUCAAUAGAACUGUGGGCUUCGAUGAUUAUUGGACUUAUUGUUGGUGUGAUAUCAUCAGUUGUUUCAUGGUCUGUACAGAAAUACCAACCUUUAUGGACCAGUAUGGGAAUGCAUGAUAUCACUUAUAUUCAUGGUGUUCCGGGCAUCCUCGGGGCAGUAACAGGUAAAACAUCUCAAAAAUAACUAUUAAAUCGUGUAGGUAUGAACUCUAUAAUGUUCAUUUACCAUAUUCACAUGAUAAUAAUGACAAAUGUUGAAUUUAUUUAGCUGGUCUGUUCACAAAAUCCUCAAAGGAUGUGGCAAGUGAAAAUGGUGCUUUCUAUUCCAAUGGUGCUCAACUGGGUGUUCAGUUGUUAGGUGUGGUCGUUACAACCACGUGGUCUGUACUAUGGACUUACUUAUUGAUUUGGCUCAUAAGAAUAACAGUGAGUACGAUUUUCUCUUCUUCUUUGCUUUAAUUGGUGGGUGGAAAAUCCUUCGAUACUGUUAAAUUUUUAAAAGGAGAUAUGUUGAUUGAGACAUCGCCGACUAUUGGCUGGGUGUCGGCCGACCACUGGCCGACUAUCAGUCGAUCAUGAGCCGAUUUUCCAUCGACCAUCGGCCGACUUAUCGACCAAUGUAAUGAUAUAACCUCGAUUUUGUUUCAGGUCGGACUGAACUCAGGUAACACAAACAAAAUGUUUGGCGCGUGUGAUACCGCGAAAAGUUUACCGUCAUCCGUGGUGAACAGUGAGAGGGAAGUGCUUCGCAAGAAACUCUUCAAGGUGGCUGCUAAAGGAGAUUUACAGGAAUUGGAUAACUUGCUUGUUCAGCAAGUGUCUUUUGGCGUACAAGACUUUGAUAAACGAACGCCACUGUGAGUAAAGCAAAAACUGAAUUUAAUGUUUCGCAAAUUAACGGAAAUAGUACUUUUCAACCAUUCUCCUGCUGAAGGAAAAAAAUAAACAAGCAGGAGAGACCCCAAAUUGUUUUUUGUACUUUUCAACCAUUCUCCUGCUGAAGGAAAAAAACAAACAAGCAGGAGAGACCCCAGAUUGUUUUCUGAUAUGAUUCCCAUGAUAUCAAUUGUUACUUUUCUUGUAAAAAAUAUUUGGAAAAUAAAUCUUUUUCGCGCGGUUUCAUGUUUCUGCUGGUGGAAUGUAUGCAAUUUUAAGAAAACUCCGGCGUUUGUCUUAUUUUGAUCUGCUAAAUUGUUUUGUAGUCACGUGGCCUGCAUGUGUGGUAAUCUCAACUGUGUAAAGUUCCUUCUUCGGCAGCCUGGUGUGGAUAUUCACGCAAGGGACCGCUGGAAAGCGUCACCGCUGUCUGGUAAACUACUUUUGAAAAACAGAAAGUGUAUAUUAUAGCUGACACUUGGGAGGGAAAGAAUUAGAACUAAUUAACUCUCGGGGAGUCAUUUCAAGUUGCCAAACAACAUUACAAAGCAACUUUAUCAGCACCUCAAAUUUAGGUUUUAUUGGUUUUACUGUAGAAUAUAAACAGUCUACAUUCUCUCGGUUUUACUUCAAUACGCUUUGUGCUGGGAGUAGCAAGUGACGGGUCAUUAUUUAUCGCCUGCGGGGGAGGGCCGAAUGAUUCUGGUUCUGUUUGUGUAAUUUUCUUAUGAUACCACUUCCUCCCUCUUCCCCCCCCCGUCCCCCCUUCACUAUUGAACUCUGUUGGCGACGACUGAUCCUCCUCGGUUCCCUCUGAAAAUCAUGUGAUAUGUGAUUCCCCAAAAUCUUCCGCCCACCCCCCACUUCGACGAAAAGCAAUGUCUGGUCCUUCUCUUGACUCGCGUUAUCUUCUUAGCCAAUCUGAUGCAAAAUGAUGGCGCCUAGGUUGUUUCGAAUUUUCCAGCGCUUCAGCACGGUUACUUGGUAAUUACUUGAUUGGUUUCUUGUGCUUGUGAUGAUUUCCUAUUAUUUGAUUGGCCAUUGAUCGCAGCUAGGGUAACGACCUUUAGGUAGCUAAUCUAUAACGGUGUGUUUUCAAUAACAGCGUGAUUUUUUACUCUUUCCUCUGCAUUUCUUCUACAGAAGCUGUACAAUUCGGUCAUGAUCAGGUGGUGCAGUGUCUGUUACGUCACGGAGCGGGAUGGUGUGAAGAUGGAGUCGGGGACUUGCUCUGCAGCGCUAUAGGUAUGGUUUGUUCUUACAUGAAGAGUUAUUUGGCAUCAGGCCUUUUCCGGAGCCGACAUAGGAGAAGGUUGAAGGAAGCUGCUGUAAGCAGAUUACCUUUGCCAAAUCGCAUGCCAUGAAAUGAUUCUUGUAGACCCUCAGAGACCACAAUUCUAUUCUGACAUAAAAAGACUAGGGGACUUAAAUGCAAGACAAAGAGUUGUAUGUAACCAUUAAAUUGCUCAAAGUGCGUCAAUUUUUCCUCUUUAAUUUUAAGUGAAAAACGAUGUGGAGGAGCUUCAACGCCUUGUGUCUCUUGGCGUGGAUGUGAAUGCGCCAAAUGAAGAGGGUAGCACUGCUCUUCAUGUUGCAGCUGCCGUUGGGAGUCGAGGAGUAGUACAGUACCUCACUGAUAACAAAGCUGAUAUCAACGCGGUUGACUCGCUUGGAAAUACGCCUUUGAAUGUGAGCGAUCUGUCUCAGUGAUUACCCUUAUUUAUUGCCCCCAAACAAAAAUGACAGGAACGAUCGCGGAUUGUUCCUCUCUGACAUUAUCCAUAAGUGUGGAGUAGAAGAAGGAUAAGCUGGCUUGAAUGCGCACGCGCUCAGGCGCUACUUCUUUUGCCGUCUUUGGGGGGGAUACGCUCAGGCGAAUUGACGUAGGGGACUGGGUGGAAUGGGGGUUAGGUUUUAGUGAGAGGGGUUUACCCCUCCCACUCCAAAUAACUGUUUUGUUACACGUUAAGUAUUGAGAUUUUUCAGGGUUGUCUUUUGAAACCUUUGCCAAUUGUCCACAUUUUUAAACGUCAUUAUUCGUCUCUGGGAUAUUCUUUCCCCUCUUGUAUUUUAAUGUUAUCUCUGAAGGCAAUCCUUAUUUUUGCAAACAUCUCUCAAUAUUGCAACGUAGCGCAGUAGAUCUCUGGUUAUACCUUUCACACCAAGGAGUCUGUGGGAUCCCAAGCAGAUUCUUCAGUGCUGUCAGACGAGCUAACAUAUUUUUACAUGAUAGUAAGAAUGAAGUUUUUGUGGAAACGAAGACAUUUUUUUUUUCGCUCUCAUAUUCCAGUAUUCCAAUAUGCACGAGCACCGCGCAGUUAGCCAGUUACUAGAGGGUUUGGGUGCCAGGCGAUUGUCACAUCAUUACAGUAUGCACGAAGUCUGUGAAGUGGCGAGCACAGGCAACCUGCAGAUGUUGAGGCACAUGGUUCAUAAUGGUGCUACGGUGUGUUACAGGGACUUCAACAAACGGACGCCGCUGUAAGUUUUUCAGUGAUACGGAUGUUAAUUUGAUCUCAUGCUGUUAAGGUUGUUGUGGCUUCUACAUCCAUGACAUUCAUUCUCUGUAUGAUAGACAGCACAAAAAGUCCUGAUCACUAAACUUCCAUGAAAAGACACAAAAGAGUGUUAAAUGUAAAGUAUAUUAGGCCAAAUGAAGUGAUUUGCGGAAGGUACAAAAUAAUACUCGCGGAGAAUCCAUCAGGACCGGGAGUACGCUUUUACAUGGAGGGGAGGGGUCCUACAGUUGUUUUAAUGGCCAUAAGAGGAAAUCGUAAGGUCCUUACUUCCCUUUCCCCACCUCCCCCCUUACCGUAGUACUGCGUAAACUCCAAUACAGCAAAGAUUUUCGGACAAAUUCCUCGUUAUAGCAAAAUGUGUCGGUAAUUCAGCCCCAACCUAAGUUUAAUGUAACUGUCGAUGUGAAGCCCUCAACGUAAGAUCAAGCGACAAUCAUCGGCAAGCAUGAUCGCUAUCACUUGCGCAUGUGCAAUUCAGCUUGAUUGGGUGAUUGUCAUUUAAGAGCUGGAAGUAACUUGUUGGAAAAAAAAUCAUCAAAAAGCAAUUUACUUUUGGGGAAGAAAGACUUGAGAUUCUGUGGCUAAAAACCUGUGACUGACAAUCUUUGACUGUAAAUCUGUUCUUAUUUAGUGUAACUAUGUACAUGACAAGUUUGGAGAUUGACUCUAAACAGCUGUACACCCAUAUCGAAGGUAUAAACAUCCAAUUAUGUUCGGUAGGUUGUGUUAUGCGAUAGUUACAUAUUCAUGCAUCGUUAAAGUUGAUUUUCUCUUUUUCUAAAGUCAUGUCAGUGCAGCUGAGGGUCAUUUGGAUGUGGUUAAAUUUCUUCUUUUACAACCAGGAAUAAACAUCAAUGCCAGAGACACAAACGAUUUUUCUCCUCUUCUUGGUAACGUAUUUAGUUUGUUCUAGCUUCUUUGGGUGAUUCUUAUUAAUUAGUUGCAUUUUUAAGAAGUUGGCGAUCUAACUUGUGUGUGAUCCGAGGGCGAAGUUCAGCCGGGGUGGCUUUAAGAUGUUCUGUUAACCUAACUUCACUUGUGUCCGAUCACACAGCGCAGGUCACGUGGCCAUGAUGGUCCAAUCCAAAUCACAAAGCACAAUGAGCCAAUCAAAACUCGCAGCAAGCGUGCAGUUCGCGAAAAGAGCGAAAAGUCGAGUGAAUCAGCAUUGAAAUUUAAAUCAAAUCGGAUUAUAGGGCAUGUUCCGUUUACUGCACGAAUCCUAUCGUUAUCUUUUACCAAUGCGAUUUUAGAUCUAAUGAUUGCCAAAACGUUUUGUAAUUUCCUUCCCUUUUAUCGUCAAAAUAUGACUUGAUUUUCUCUCCUCGUUUCCUCAACUUCCUCUCCAUCUAAAUCUGACGGUUUCCUUGGUUUGUCCCAAAUGAUAGUCGAUUUCAGGUUUUGACAUUUAAAAUUCCUUGGAAGUUUUCAUAAAUGAAUCAAGGGAAGAUUUUCUCUUUUUCGACCAACUUUUCUAGGCGAUCUGAAAAAACUUGGCCAAGGGAAUUGAAUUGAACAAUUUAGCACAACAUCCGCGCUUGUCACAACCAAUUAUGUGGUAAAUUAUUUGACAAGGUGUUUGACGUGAAUUUUUAUCAUCAAUGUAUGAACUUUCCACUUUGAUUCUGAUCUGUCGCGCACCAUACUGCCAAUGGAGGGUGGAAUAUAAAUAAGGAAAGCAAAAGUGAAAACUUGAGCGUGGAUCUGCGGGACGCCAUUAAAAAAAACUGUUCAACGAAAUUAUGAAAAAUAGGCAACCACGAUGAAGGCCUUUUUCCGCCCAUGCUAAAACUCUAAAGAACUUUCUCACACAAUUUAUAAAUAACUGUAAACAAAACACUUUACUCAUCACCUUUUCACCAACCAAUUAUGUGGUAACUUAUACGACAAGGUGUUUGACAUGAAUUUUUGUCAUCAAUGUAUAAAAUUUCCACUUUGAUUCUGAUCUGUUGCGCACCAUACUGCCAAUGGAACGUGGAAUACAGCUAGGGAAAGAAAAAGUGAAAACUUGAGCGUGUAUCUGCGGAACGCCAUUCAAAAAAACUAUUCAACGAAAUUAUGAAAAAUAGGCAACCACAAUUAAGGCCUUUUUCCGUCCAUGCUAAAACUCUUCGAAAAUUUCUCACAUUAUUUAUAAAUCACUGUAAACAUAACACUUUACUCAUCACCUGUUCACCCCAAAUCUGUUUCGGUUGUCUUCCAGACUGAAUUCUCGUAGAAAAAGCCCGAAAAGAUUAAUAUCACUGUGAUGAUAAAAAAACGGUUUAAAAAUAUUAGCUUUGCUCUAGAGAAAAAUAAUUUAAGAAAGUACCGUGGGGUUAUGCUUGCUUUCCGUUUCAUGAUGUGUGCCGUAGAUGUUACCAUGGGAUUCUCAUCAUCACGACAAUGUGCGAAUUAAAUUUACUGUUUCUAGUAUGCAUUUUAUGCGAACGGAAAAAGAAAAUGAAGGUAUCAAACGUGAGUGUAGUUACUAUUUGAGGGAUUGGUAGGACGUUGCGCACGAGUGGCAUUGGAAGCUUUAUAUGUGGAACCAAAAGUUACGUUAAAGGUCACUGAGGGACAGGGUGAUAAAUAGCGUACCUCAAUCUAUCGUAGUACAAUAGUUCAAUUCAAAGCUACGAAAUUCACUAAAACGACGUUAAAAUUAAUUCUUCAAUAGAACGGAAAUAGAGUUGUGUAUUCAAAAUUCAGGCGUUAAUUGGUAGGAUGUCUCAGUCACUUUGGUUCCAUCGCAUCUUCAACUCGCGGAAAAAAUUCUCUUGAAUCAAUAGUUUCGGCCCUCUGAAAAUACUCCCUUUUAGAUUUCCAAGUGUUACAUUUGAUAUUAUUGUAGGUAGGAUAUUUCAGUUAUGCUGAUCUCUUAAACGAGUGUCUAGGAAAGAGACUGUACCCAUAUCCUCUUUCUUGAAAACACUUUUUAAUGGGAACUUUGUUUGUCAGUCGUUCUUUCUCGCGAUACAUCAUUGACCUUUGUCAGUGUUCGGAUCGAGGAAAUUAAUCCCACGCGUAGAAAGUGAUAAAAAAUAGAGUAGUUUAAGAAGGUAGGAUAGAAGAGGAACUCGCUUAAAUGAACUUGGCUUCGACGGCUCCAGACACGGACUGGUUGAAGACCUACCCUGUGCUCGGUUAUGAUGUUGAAAGCAAAGCAGAGAACGACAAUUACAUUUGAACAAACUACCUUUCUGUGAGUUGGUUAUUCUUUAUUUCAACCUUUUUUUACCACUUUGCACCAUGAUGAUCAAUGAAAAUACAUCCCUUACCGCCAAUUCCGCACGCCUGGUGCCCACGGAGUAUUUCUGCCCAGUCGAACCAAUAUUUACUUGGAUUUUAACUGACGCGGCUACAUUUUCAGGCUCGAUCGUAAUCUCCGCUAUUGCUUGCCCAUUCACCAUUCUCUUAAACAUUCUUGUGGUCUAUGCAGUGAAGACUAGAAAAACAUUGCAGAAUAAUUCGAAUAUUUUGUUGUCCAGUUUAGCGGUGGCAGAUCUUUUGGUUGGGUUUAUCUCAUUUCCCUUGUCGAUCGCUCUAGAUGCGUUCCUUCUCCAGAGGAAGAUCGGCUUGUUUCUUUGCCGUAUAGCGCUUGCAAAUCAAAUGGUGCUGUACAUUUCUGCUUGUUGUUCUUUGUACCAUUUGACUGUGAUUGCAUGGGAAAGGUAUGUGGCGAUAAGAAAGUGGAAGGAUUAUAAAGUGAUCGUCACCACCAAGCGCGUCACCUGGUGUUUGGCAAUUUCUUGGGUGCUCUGCCUUCUGAAAACCGUACUGGUGCGUGUAUUAAUCGCGUCUGGUGUGAACUACAAGUACGUGCAAUUUGUGGACAUGAUCGUUUCCAUUCCCAUCAUGUUCGCCAUAGUUCUGAUCGGCUAUUUCUACUUAAUGGUUUACGUUGGUAUGCGCCAACGAAAACUAACUGACAUCCGUGGAGAUGCGGUGCGGGCUAAACUAAAGAUGGAAAAGCGCAUAGCCAUAACUGCAGCAACAUUAACUCUUGUUUUGCUUUUCUCGUACCUUCCAUCCACCGUCGUCAUUAUUGGAGGCAGGAAAGUGCCCUUCUUACGAACAAGCACGGUUUUCCGUUGGACGGAGUUGCUGACUCAGCUGAAUUCUCUUUUGAAUCCACUCCUGUAUUGCUUCGUACUCAACCGCCAAUUCAGAGGCGAGGUUGUGAAGAUGGUGAAGAGAUAUAGGGAAGACCAGAGGGAGCCACCCACUCCCAAGCAGAGUCGUCACAGCAGGCGACGCAUGGGUCAUGAAAAUAUGGAUGAUCUUCAAGAGGAGGAAGAAGCAAAACGAGAAGAGGACCCCCAGGUUAAGUCAGGAUCCUGUGGCUCGACUAUGGCUGAUGAAACGAGGUGCCAGGGACCUCGUGAAGCACUGCAAGUUACAUCUUCGUCAGGUUCGUCCACUGGCGCAGAAAAUAUCAUCACCUAUGUCGAUAUUCACCCACUUAAGUCUUUCAGUCGAAGACUGUUGGAGGGAAGUACAGACAAAUAUGCGCAAUCAAAGUGUUCCGUAAAUGACGACCGACACUCUCUCUACGAUGAAAAUGACGAUCGUGGAAAGUCGAUGAAGAUAACUCAAGAACAUAGGCAGUCACCAAAUCCCACACAAGAAUGUCUUGACCAGCAAAGUAUCGACAGUGAAAAUAGAAACGAUCCAAUCAUGGAGGAACUGGAAGAUGGAAUAGGAGAGAUCCUGGAGAAAAGAUCUUGUGCUUUGGUCAUAGUCCGCGAUGGUGGUUGUCUGGGACCUCGUGGAUCUUUGUCGUCCUCUUCGCUUUCCAGUGAAGGAAACUUCGUCAUCUGUGCCAAUACUCUACAGCCACAAGAAGAGGCCAAAGAGGAAAUCAACCAUUUUAAAUGUUCCCUUCCUGGUAGCUGCAACACUUUCCAGGAUGAAGAUGUUCUUUUGGAAAUUGUUGAAGGGAAGCAUGGUUCUCACGAAGGAGUGACGAAAUUACCCGAGGGAUCUGAACAGUCGGGAAACUACAAUACAGAGCACGAAGGAGUGACGAAAUUACCUGAGGGAUCUGAACAGUCGGGAAACUACAAUACAGAGCAAGAUGAUACUGAUGAAACUUGCUUUUAGAAUCGGCAGUGCGAAUUUCGCUAAAGCAAGGAAUAGACAUGAGGUGAACAGUAGUAUACUCUCUGAUUAAAAAAUGUUUUGUUGAGGUCAGUCAAUGUUUGGGUAUCACCGUGGGACCAAGUGUUUUUAUUCAGUGAUUCUUUUUCGAUUAUGGGUCCUUAACAAGAAUUCCGCUUCGUUCCGUAAUCCCAUUUUUAUUUUAGAUAAAUCAUUGUUGCUUAGAUCUUAGCACUUGCUCAAGUUGGGGUGAAGAAUUUGAUUCAGACUCUUGAAAAAGAGAAAGUAUCAUCGUUACGUGGGUACUCGAAUGGCCUUAACAAAAGCAACGAGAACACGUACUCAUUGGUACUGCAUGUAAGAAAUCUUAGCAAAGAGGCUUAUUAUCCAACUGAUUAUUUUUUAUUGAAUUUUUUUUGAAGUCUUAUAGAUCCCGCGGAGGAGUCCUAAUCAACAUUUUGCGAGCAAUUUUUCUAAAGUUUUGAGCAGCUGUGUAACACAAAUGAAUGAAAGCGGAACCGAUUAAAGAGGAAUGUACUUACUGAAUUUCAAAAGCACGGUUUUCUCUGCGCUUAAAAUUAUGUGAAAAUUAGUUUUACUUAAGCGCUCUGCGAGUUGCUUUAGCAAGUCACAAAUUGCCGUCUGGGCUACCAACGACAUGCAUUGAAUGCAAAAGGCGUAUGCAAAUUUUAAGAACUAACCAAAAAACAUAUGAAAAUAGUUUGCUAGAGGAAUAACAUUUUUCUCAUAGUUUUCAAAUGCUUUUCCCUCAGGUAAUUUCGUCACUCUUCCGUUUCUCCGGGGGAGGGUAAGGCUACCCAUAGGCAACUCAAAACGAGAAUGUAAGAAAAGCAAACGAAGCAAGAGAGAUUGACACGCAUGCGGACUAAAGGAAAAGCAUUUGAAUGAAAAUGUACAUAAAUUUAUCCAUAUUAAUGUCUUAUGCCAUGAACAUUAUAAAGAAUAUUAUGUUAGCUCGAAGUUAUAAGUGUUCAUUUCCAUUGGUGAGAGAAACAUUUUACAAACGAGCGCAACAAGAAUUGAGAAAUAUUUUGCUGGGUAUUACAAAGGGAAAAUGAACUUCCUUUCUUCGCGCUGUCGUGUAAUGAUAUAUUUUUUUUUUACGUGAUAUAGACACUAGUCUAAGUGGCUUGUGCAGUGGAAAAGUAUUUAUUAUUCUUAUGAGUGGCUUGAAAAUACGCGGCUUUGUUAGUACUGGUGUCCAAAUGAGCUGGGAUUGGCCAACCCUUUCAACAACCAAGAUCGUGGCCGCGCGAACAACUUCCCCAUAAGGGACCUGAUACUUGAUUGACAAAUCCCAGCGUUCAUUCAGACGCCAGUAUUAGCAAAGUCGCGUAUUAUUAGGGUCGUAAUGUUGUUGUAAUGUUGUUGAAGCUUCACCUUGGUGUUUUUUAAUUAUUUAAAGUAUCAUUAAAAUUUUGAAUAAUCGUGUAAUGUAUAUUACUACAGAAAGUCGUUCAGUUAAGAGAAAUGAAACCCAAAAGGAGAGGACGGCUCGAUAAUGAUUGGAUUGGCCAUCCUAGGUUCGAGGCCUCCUCUCUGCGCCUGGACCUCCCUUGCUUUGACCCUCAGAAAACGAAGCCAAGUAUUUCGAGGCUAUUUUCUCAUUCUUUACCAUCAAAUACUUUGCCAAUAUGCUAUAGCUUUGCCAAAAUGUUAUGGAUGGAGAGAGCUCUGAUGAGAGUAAACUGUCCUACAUGUCCUGAUAACUCGACCACAACAGUUCCAUUGAACCUGGACCAUUUGAUUGCGAAAGUAUCGCAGAAUUCUCGCGAGCAAACAAUCAGGCCGCAGUGUUUCCCCAAAGAAUUCACCCGCCAGUGCGCGUUGUGCCCUCGGUAUAAUGUACGUACCACUUAUUUCCACGCUUAACAACUUUUUUGCGUUUAUGCUUCGAGUUUUGAUUCUUUUAACGUGUUGACGGUCCGUGGUGUGAUUGGCCAGAUGUGCCCGCUUCGACAAUAGUCACAAGAAAACUGUGUCUCCUGUUUGCAUUGCUUGUUUGAACUGAUCAGCGUUAUAUUUAUGCAUCCGUGCAGACGCCAUCGUGAAUGGCCAUCAUGGGGUGGUGCAAUACUUGAAGGCAUGUGGAGGUACCAUAAGUGAAUGCAAGUUGGCCUCUCUGAUGACAAGCGCUGCCAGCACCGGUGAUACAAGGACCAUGAAACGUUUAAUAAGAUGGGCCGGUCACGUGAACGUGUCUGACUUUAACGGACAGACCGCGCUCCACAUGGCAGCGAUGUGCGGCAGGCUCAAUGUCGUUAAUUUGUUGCUGAAGGAAGGUGCAGGUCAGUUAUAAACGAUUUUUCAGCAAGAAUAGGGGGUGCACACGAACGUUGUAACUGUAAACUAGAAUUUAGAGGAAAGGAAUGAAACGAACUCAAAUCGUCUCAUCGUGGCACUUAAAGGCGGUGGAUUUUCUUACUUAACAAUAAAAUAAGCGUAUUUUUGCUUGGAAUGUUUACGUUGUGCCAUUUGAAGGGAUUUUGACGGAUGCUCAUCUUUGUGCACAGUAAAAUAAAAAGCCCACUAAAUUCAAACGGUCAAAUGUCAAAAAUGGCAAACUGUCACACCGUCUGUUUGGGUUCCCUGUGGUAAUAGAGAAUCGAGGCGGAACAAAGAUUGUUGAGAGUUGUGAAGAUUGAAACUUCUCGCGCAUGACGGACUUUCACGGUGCACAACCGUGAGGAGGCGUGAGCGGAUCAUGGUCGUAGUGACCAGCACCCGGAAUAAAGCAUCAGAUCAAACAGUUGUCGAGUUGAGCUACAUUAUGAAUAGUUGGAAAUCAGUUUCACCGAGUACUGAACACAAACUUCAGUCUUCGAAGAGAUCGAUUUAGUUGUUACUAAUUAAGGGGAAAAAGGACUAAAAGACAAAGGGGUGGUGAAAAUUCUGGCUGAAAUGAACUUGACGAAUUGAGACUUGUUUUUCUCUAAGAUGCACAAAUCCUACCGUAGCCAUACUAUUUUAUCCCUGUUUUACUUUCAGAUGCAACACUCGUCAAUCGUUAUGGGCAGAUUCCGUUGCAGGUAAGGCACCUUGGCCAUAGUGGUAUGGUUCCUUAAAUAAAUUUCAAUUAAACUCCUCGCCACAAAUAUCAUUUCAUUUUCGUUUUUUCAUCCGUUUCACACAGAUAGCAACAGCUAAUGGCCAUAAAGCGGUUGAAAAGGAACUUCGGAAACAACUUAAGGUACGAAAACCUCAAGAUACUGAGAGUGGUACCACCUUGUCCUGAUAGGGCUGGGCGUGGUUGUUAAAGAUAAAUUGUGUUCGGGUUUGAACGUCACCGGAAAGAUAGUGAACACUGUAAAAUCAGGGUAGACCAAUUUUCGGUUGAGUAUCGAAUAGACCAACGAUUACUGAUUGUGCUUUACAUCGCUCUGUGAUUGGUCCAUAAAACUCGCACUUCUCUUUCAACUAAUCAGAUGCGAAACUAAAAACCAGUCACGACGUGGUCACCCGCGUUUUCCCGCGCUCUAGGCAAUUUAGUUAUUUUUCGUUUGUGUUCUCAUUAGCUCCUAAAGGUGUUUUCCUUUCUCCUGAUUGGCUGUUGAGAUUUUUACGACACUUUUAAGUUGAAAAUCCUAUGGGUUUACAAUGGUUUUGCUGUACCUCUGUAGGUGAUUGGUCUACAAGACUCGUGUCACCCUCUCGACCAAUCAGAUGCAAAACUAAACCAAUCCAGAGAUGGUCAUGUUAGGGAGGUAUGUCAGUCCUGACUAUCAAAUGAUGGAAAGAGGUCGCGCUUCCAAAAGCAUUUUAUUGCAAGACUUUAGAAUCAAUCAAACUUAAAAUAAGCAACGCAGAGUUAAGCAUAGUGUUUUAUUUAUCUCAAUAGUGGCCAUGCGUUAUCAUUAUCAUUGAGCCUGACAGCUCUCCGACGAUUUUUUUAAAAUUGGUUUUAAUUCCUUUAUUCGCAGCUCACUGAAGAAAUUAUUCUCACCGACCAGGUUACCACAAUAACAUGCUACAGCCCUGAAGCAAGAAGGCGAGGAAGGAAAUCUAAACCUGAUCGGCCACAAUACAGUUACUCAAAGCGCCCGUCUCGGUCCUCAACAGAAAACUCCCUGGAACUCCUGCAGUAUUGCGAGCAUAGUGUUAAUAGUAUUCACACGUCUCGGGAACUAAUCAACCCGGCAAACGUACGGACACCGUUAGAAGGAAAUGACAUCUCGCAGUUACCAAUUCUAAAUGUAAAUACACACGCAAUUUCUGGUCUUACUGCACAAGCGCGAGAGAUGACAGGGGGACAGCCAGAUUAUGUUUGA